Anastrepha ludens (Mexican fruit fly) is the source of this 1158-nucleotide messenger RNA. RefSeq lists its product as uncharacterized. The coding region runs from base 1 to 1107 and encodes 368 amino acids. Lineage: Eukaryota; Metazoa; Arthropoda; Insecta; Diptera; Tephritidae. The transcript is spliced from 3 exons. The record is from RefSeq and is a predicted model, not a curated record.
AUGCAUUAUACAAAAAUUGGAUGCUUGCAAAUCUUGCAAAUCCUUGCGAUUUUGCUCCUUGUCAAUGCAAAUGAGCGAAGCCAACCGAGACAGGUUAAAAAACGCGGUGUCGUGGAAAACGUUGGCCAAAGUUUAAAGUUUGCGGGUCAAAUGUUUGGUAUCAAUACAGCCGCUGACGUGGCAAAUCUAGUAGCGAUGGCAUUUGCCACGAAGAAGCCCAACUUUAUGUCAAUAUUCAAACAACAACAACAAACAAACGAUAAUGACAGUGAGGCAGAUGAAUCGCAACAGGACAAUGAGUCGCAGGAGCAGCAGACAUCGAGUGUGAAAAACGAGCAACACCACAAACAGCAGCAAGAAAAAGACGAAAGUGGAGAGCAGCCAAAGGAGCCGCCCAAUAAUUUAGAUUUCAGCACCAGUCGGUUUGUAAGAGGAGUUUUGCGCAUGAUUGGCUUCGAUGCUACUAAAUUGGGUGCACUGGCCAUAAAUGCGUUAAUUAUGAUUGCGCAGGCGAUUGGCAAUGCUUUUACGCCCGCAACACGUACCAAUGAUGGCUACUCGCCCCCUUUAACGCCCUAUGACAACGCGGACGAAGGCGUACCAGAAGCAAUGCGCAAUAGUGAGCAGGAGGCCCAUCAGCCACGCGCUUUACGUGAAGGUACACCAAUCGAUUGGUAUUUGGAGAAUCCGAAUGCGGAGAUGCGUCGUAUGUUGGACAAUGCAUUGAAUUCGCAGCUCACAGACCGCAUCGCGGAAAUGAUUGAACGUGUAGAGGAGCAAGAAGGCGGACAGGCUGGUUGUAUUAAGUUGCUGAUGUGUAAGAGUUCGCCCAUUAUUUGGGGCAUGCAAAGGUCGGUGAGUGAGCGUGUAACGGGAAAUGUGGUAAAUACAACGGAUGAAAGUGCGACGACAAGAGAGAAGGCGAAGCCAAAAAAACCAUUUUCUACAGAAGUUCUAUUUGCGCAUUUUCCCACAAUUGAGGAAUUUCGCGAACAUGGCGCUAUUUGUGACGAACGGUUUGGCAAGCAAUGCAACGUAGAUAAGGAUGAUGAUGGUGAUGAUGAUGACAGCGAUACGAAACAAGCAAAUGAGUCGAAGAAGCAAUAGCAUGGAAAGUUGCAAUUAAGUUAAGGAAAUUUGGCAGUAAGAGUAGUACAU